Chinchilla lanigera (long-tailed chinchilla) is the source of this 996-nucleotide messenger RNA. RefSeq names its product chromosome unknown open reading frame, human C17orf64 (gene Chct1). NCBI's taxonomy places the organism in Eukaryota, Metazoa, Chordata, Mammalia, Rodentia, Chinchillidae. The record is from RefSeq and is a predicted model, not a curated record.
CCGGACUCUGUGGUGUUGGUUGCCAUGGUUUUGCUUCGAGUUCUGCAGCCGACCUGCCCACCUCCGGACGCUCAGGUCGCCGCAACAGUAGGUCGGGAGCCAGAGGGUACACGAGGCAGCCAGGCUGGAGCCUGCAGGCGAACCUGCUGCGAUGGAAGCCCCGGCUGGGCGAGGGGCCGAAGGCCACAGGCCGCGAGAGAAGGUGACCAGUGUGCCCCGCCUAGGGAGGAGCUCCGGCGCCAUCCCCGCCAGAGGCUUGCUCGUCAACCAUGCCGAGGGCCUGGACUUCGACACCUUCAAAAUUUGUAAAGAAUACUUCAGACCGCUGAAGAAGUUCCUGCGAAAGCUGCACCUGCCCAAGGACCUUCCGCAGAAGAAGAGGUUGAAGCACGUGAAGCAGAGCCUUGUGGUGCUGGGGGAUCACGCCAACACGUUUCUGCAGCACUGCUGCCGCACCUGGGAAAUCAAGCGGUGGAAGAAGGUGCUCUGGCGAUUCAUCUCCCUCUUCUCAGAACUGGAAGCCAAGCAGCUGCGUCAGCUCUACAAGUACAGCAAGAGCAACCAGGCGGCCAGGCUGCUGGCGGAGGAGCGCGCGCGGGAGGGCGGCUCGCCCGGCACGCAGGAGGACUCUCUGCCCAAGCUGUGCGACGCCUGGGGGCUGCGCGGCAACCUCCGGGGCAUGCGGGAGCGGCUGUCCAGGAUGCAGGCCUCGGGCUGGGAGGGCUGCCCGCCGCGGGCGCCCGGGUGCCGGCUCGGUUCUUUAAGGAAACGUGCACAAAAAUCGAAAUUCAAGAGGAUUAAGGAAGCCCCAGGAAGCCCAGAGACCUGCCCAUAGCAGCGCCCAUGGGGACAGAGACCAGCUUGCCUGGGCACCCCAAGCCCCUGGGCAGCUUCAGCCUGUCAGCCCCCAUGAAGGGAAAGAAGAAAAUCAAAAGGGUUCUCAGGUCUUAAUUACAAAUAGCAGAAUGGGAAAUAAACACCCUUGGUUUUACUUUA